Molecule: messenger RNA, 17762 nt
Organism: Labeo rohita (rohu)
Lineage: Eukaryota; Metazoa; Chordata; Actinopteri; Cypriniformes; Cyprinidae
Gene: tnrc6c2
Product: trinucleotide repeat containing adaptor 6C2
Exons: 22
Coding region: 5961-11288 (1775 amino acids)
Biological process (GO): miRNA-mediated post-transcriptional gene silencing; positive regulation of nuclear-transcribed mRNA poly(A) tail shortening
Cellular component (GO): nucleoplasm; P-body
Molecular function (GO): RNA binding; protein binding
Source: RefSeq, a predicted model, not a curated record
UUGGCUCUGUCUCAACCUCGGCUGCUGACUCUUUAACAUCUAUGAUUGUAACCAACGUUGUCUAGGUAGGCAGCUCACUAGGUAGGUAAAUAAAUAAAUACAUUGAUUAUUUCUAAAUUAGGCUUUGAGUUCAACUUAAUUCUAAUCCGUUGGAGACAUUUGUGUGAUGUGGCGUAAUGGUUAAAAAUCUGGACUGUUAGCUGUAAGCUUGUAGGUUCUAACCCAGCGACGAGAUUGACCAUAAAUAUGCUUAACCAAAUUACUGCAGGUGGACUGAGCCUGUAAUGUGUUUACUGUUAAUUACUUUACCAUCAGAUAAAUGGUAACUUGGAUAAAAUACUUGUUUAGAUUUCUCCAAUUGUUGUUUAUUUGUGUAAUCUGUAAUUAGAGCCUUUAAUUACACAGAAAGAAGUUUUCUUAAUUUUUAGUCUUUAAUUUUCUGUUUAUUUACUUAUUCGUUUUAAGAUAUACUGUGCUCAGAUAUUCAGUUAAUUAGAAUGCCAAACUACAACAGUUACACAGUAAUGAACUAUUCAGGGAAAUCUGAUAUUUUGUUAUUUUAAGUUAAUGUUAAUUUGGUUGUAAGUAGAGUCAUAUCCCUACGCAAUGGCAUGUUUUUGCAUUUUUGCAAUGUUUAAGGUGGUAUAAAAUUAAGGGCUUGACGUUUGCUGUUACUCCUCCUGUCCCUCAAAAUAAUAGAAGAUUCAGCUAAUUAUCAUCUGGGUACAACUAAUAUCACAUGCAUCUGAUCCUGUUUAAACAUUACAGUUUAAACCCUCCAGUUAACAAGCUAAUCACUGUUGCCAUGUAAUGCUGAAGAGAUCUAUUUAUUAUGAUAUUAAAUUUCUGAAAUGUGAUUUACAGAAAAAACACACAAGGAGUACAGCCUUUAAGUUUAGUGUACUGACAUCUGUUUUGCAUCCAGUAUUAUGUGAUAAAUACUUUGGAGCAGUUGUAAAAAAAUAUUAUUAUUAUUAUUUUAAAUAACCAUCUUUGCUCUCUGAGAACUAGGAAUUUGGAUUUAUCAUCCUUCUCUCUUAUUCUUCUAGUACUUUUUGACUAUUUUGUCAUUGUGUUCUUUUGUAGCUUUGCUUUUUGUCUUGUGCGAUUAAUUGAGAACCAUAAUUUUAUUCUUCUGUCUAUUUUUCUCUCUUGGAAAUCAUGUCACACUUGGUUGAUGCCAGUGAUAAAAUGAGUAGGGCGAUUCACUUGUAAUUCAUAACCCGUCUACCCUUUGAGUGUGUGCUGCUCAACCUUAAUUAUAAAUCACACCAAAACGAGGACCUCCUUUGCUCCAAUAUACCCAGAUUCAGCUCUCCCCCCUUUCGUCUGGGUCUAGGAAACCAUCGUCCCUCCUGGCCCUUCAGGGGAUUGGGGUCAAAGUUUGGCGGCGUGAGACACCAGUGUUCAGCUUGUGUCAAAAAGGCAAAAAGGGCAAGCAUUACGGAUGAGCGAUCUCACUCUGGUACACACAAACCCCUGAACCGCAGAGCUUGUAUAAGCAGAAAGAAACAGGGAAUUCCUUGUCUUUCAAGGGAUUCUCUGUGUACAUUGUGGCUUUCUAUUUGGUGUCUAGCCCCACUUUAUAGUUGGACAUAAUUUAAUAUUGGCUUCUGUGGCUGCACUGCCUCUGUCUUGCUCUGAUAAAAUUAGAGCACAUUGUUCUUGUCUGCACAGAUUUCAAAGGCUGACUGUGGUGAACUCUCCUUUGCCGGAGUUCUGUUUGCAUUUCUGUAACAGUAGCGUCAUUUGCCUUAUUUUCAUUAUUUCAUGUGCCCAGAGUUUUUCAUUAAUUUUUAACAUUUUAUAAGGAAGGUAUUUUUCUUCAGGCAGUUGUGUACUAUCAAAUUGCUUAAAUUAAAAAAAUAUAUAUCUCAAGAGACAGUGACCUGGCAUCGAAACCUCUGUCUGGUUAUUGGAUAUUUUGCAUCUACCUGAUUUGUUUUUGAGUGAAAUUAAGUAGAUAGUAUAAAAAGGAAAUUCCUUCCUGAUGCCAAAUUUAAAGGGGGGGAUUACCACCAGGUCUUUCCACCCAUAUUUCUCUCAUUACCUCAUCAUCGCACUACAGUCCAGUUCAGUUUAACAUUGAACCCUCUGAUGUAAGAGGCUGAAAUCCUCUUGUCCAUGUGAGAGGAGAAUGGUGCGCCACGCAGCAGGACAGGAUGGGGUACGGGUUAGGGAAAGAACUGGAGAAGAAAGGAUUUGUGAGUGUUGGCUGGUGUCCCAGAAAAUGUCCCUGCUGUGUUGCAGGGUCCUUCCCCCAUUCUGUCUUAUGAUAGCAUUUUGCUAUAGACUCUAGGUAGAGUAAAGCUUCAUGUCUUUGAGAUUUUGUGGUUGUGGGUUGUGCUUGUUUGUGGAUUAUUGCAUUUCAGAUUAAAACAUUUUUACAUGGCUCAACUUUUUAAUAGUUUUUAGUUAAUUCAUUUUAACAUUUUAUUCACCAUUCUACAAAAACUUUACACUCUACACUUUCAGUGCAAAACAUUACUGGUUGUUUUAUCAUUUUCAGCAUAUUAUAAUUUGUUAGAACACUGUCACAAAUUAUUCUUAGAAUUUCUAGCCAGCUCUUUAACUUGCAGCCAAACAAUCAAAGGAUGGAAUACAUGUAUUAACGAAUGUGAGUGACAACACAGAAUUUGCCCAUUAGGGCAAGUGACAGUUGUGUCAACUGCCAGCCAGCCGUUACUAUCAUUGAGCCCAAAUAUGUACAUAAUGGGAAUUUGCAGUUGUGAGGAAGAACAAAGAGAGCGUACCUCUAAAAUUCCCAUUGGAAAUGAUUAAGAGGCUUUAACACUCUCAAGAAAGUUGUAGUUCAAGAUGGAGUAGAAAUCUUUUUAAUUUUCUUUCAAUUCUUUUCUGUUUUUCUAGUUAUCAUAAUUUUGGUUUUCAAGAAUUUAAACUGAUUUCUGGAUACAGCAGUUGUAUUGUCCUGUGUAUUGAUUCAGUACUGCAUGAGCUCUCAGGCGUACCAUUAAAAAUGAGCGUCUGGUUUUCCUUUCUCUAUUUAUAAAUACUUGUUUGCCGCUAUUGUGCUUUGUACCCCUGACAGGCUGUCAGAAGUGGUUGUCUGUUCUUCUGUGUGUGGCCUCUGCAGUAGCUGUCAGUAUAACCUUCAGGAUGAAAGGAAGAACCAUUCGGGAAUGAUACUGACUCCAUCUCCUGGAGCUGCGUUUUUGUAUAGUGUCUUAUCCGAUUUCACUUUGAUAAAUUCCAUCAGAAUAGAGCUGACAUUGAUGUUUUGACAGCUUAGACAGAGCUGUUGUUCCUCUGUAGGACAAUCCUGGCUUGUUUAGCCUCGAUUUUGCUGCAUGCCUGAUGACUUAAACAUCACAUGGUAAGACCGGAACACAACAUCAGGCAACCAGUGAUUGGUUGAGUUAAGAAUUGUUUACAGUUUUGUUUUAAUUUAUUUACGCUUGUUAUUCUAAACUUUUUUUCGUUCUUGCCUGAAGCACUACAGAAGUGUAGCAGAAGUUGACACUGCUCUUUACUAAACAAUUGAAGUGAAUGGUACGAACAAUGGCUUUUUUGUGCAAAAUAGAAUGACAAUUUAAAUCGUUGUUUACUGAUGGUCUUUCCUACUUGUGAUCUGUUAAUAGCUGUGACCAAGGCAGAGACGGUCUUAUCAUGAGGAGAUACAAGCCUCUGUGGCCUUACCAUUGGACAAAGUUUAACGGUCAACUUGUUUCAUGUCACACAUUGUACACAUUUCAUGUCAUAUCCAAUCACAUUAUAGCCUUGAUGUAAUUUGAUUGCUGUCAGACUUGUGUAAAUUUCGAAAAUAGAUAAAUUUAAAUAGGCUCUCAAUUAAUUAAACUAAUUUAAGUUCCAAUCUAUGUUUUUAUAAAAUUAACGUACAUGUAAUAGUAGUCUAAGCAGUUUAUACAACAGGUCACAGAUCAUUAAGUCAGUGAGUGAACUCAAGAUCCAAAUCAGUUGGAGUCAGGUUGUACGUGACGACCCACCUUUCUAAAUUUAGCAAGUUGUGCCUACUCUCCCCAGUUGCGCAUAUCCUUAGCACUCAGUAAUUUUAGCACAUAGGAAGUGCUAAGCUGCUCUUUAGUUGAAGUUUGAGAAGGCCUCUUGAUGACCCAGUCAGUGCGGUGAACUGCCAAGGGGAGCUGCAGGUUGCUAAUACUCGACGGCAGGAAGGCCAAAGGUUAACGGUUUUUCCCCUCCCCUCUGCUGUGGCCUGCCAGAAGCCCUUGUGAGCACACAAGCCUCUGCUCACAGCCUCCACAGGUCUGGAUAUUAGCCAGGACAGCCCACUCCAAAACACACCACCUUUCAGUGUGUUUUUCUGCAUACCUCCCCUGUCCUGCCCUGCAGGUCCUACCGUAACCACAUCCCUCGCACCACUUCAUCUUAAGCGAUGCUUGACCUAAGCUUGAUCAUGCAACUUGGGAUUUUCAUUUGUGAGAAUUAAUCUCACGCUUUGUUUAUUUAGUUUUUAUUUUGCCUUGAAGGCAUAUGAAUUUUAAUGACUUUUUCCAUCAUCUUUCAUUCUUUUUGAGCUUUUAGAAAGUCUCAAUAUUUUCAUUAACUGGAGCUCAGUGUGCUCUUCAGGUCUCUUGCCCAGGACAAAAUGAUAUAUUUGUCCUGAAUCUUAGGUCUGUUUCAUCUGUUGAAAUUAGUGCAGAUAACUGUAAACAAAUAGCAUUAACUGUGAUGCUUAUUCUUACAGUAGAGCUUAGCACUAACAAUGCCAAGGUCCAUAGGUUUGAUUCCCAGGGAAUUGCAUUUAACGGGCAAAUUGUAUACCUUCAAUGCAGUGUAAAUCGCUUUGGAUAAAAGCGUCUGCCAAAUGCGUAACUGUCAAUGCAAAUUUAAGAGUUAAUUUUUAUUAUUACCUUGUUAGGUAUGGUGAACUACAAAAAGUUUGGUGUUUGAGCUGAUGUGAUCUCUUCAAACCAUCUGUUUCAGUUAAUCAAUUUAAUACUCUGAUUCAACAAUCUAUGACUCUGAUAUGUUAACUGUCUCUCUGUGUAUGUAUAUCAGGGUUGCCAACUGUCAUGCAUUUGGCGUGAGACACACGCUUUCAGGCUUUUUCAGGUUUUUAAAUAUGAAAUUUAAAAAGUUAGUAACUUACAUCCUUUUUUAAAUGGUACUCGUAUAAGUACAUACAAUGAAUGCAACCAAAUACUGAAUUUAACCCAAGUUUAAAAUGGUGCUGAAACAGGCAUUUAACAAAAUAUUUUUAUCCCCUUAUAUGUACAGAAUAUACUUAUGAAUUGAUAUUGAAUCGAGAUCGAAAUCUCCAGAAAUAACACUUCAGGUUAGGGAACACAUAUUCACUAUUAAAUAUGACUUUUGCCUUAGUAAACUCCUGAUUUGCUGCUUAUUAGUUAGUAAGGUAGUUGUUAGGUUUAGGUGUGGGGUAGGAUUAAGGGAUCUAAAAUAUGGUCAUGCAGAAUAAGGCAUUAAUAUGUGCUUUACAAGUACUAAUAAACAGCCAAUGUGCUAGUAAUAUGCAUGCUAGUAAGCAACUAGUUAAUAGAGAGAGUUGGUUCUUAAAAUAAAGUGUUACCAAAUAUAUAAAAUAAGAGUUGCUAAUGGUACAGUGGCAAGAAUAUGUUGAACCCUUUGAAAAUAUCUAGAUUUCUGCAUUUAUUGCUCAAAAUGUGGAUCUCCAUCUAAGUAGCAAUUAACUACAAGGACAAUCUGAUUUAAAAAUAAUAGUAACACACAAACAAUCCACUGAAGACAUUGAGUCAUUAUUGACAAGGCUGGCUGGAAAAAGUAAGUAAACCUCUGUCUUACAAUAUCUCCAAAAGGUAAUUUGCAAUUGGACAUGAGAAUGGAAGUAUGGGUUGCUUAGAUGCCCUGUCUACACAUGAAAAAAUUCUGAACUGUUAUGCUUUCCCUAGGAAUAGAUAACCUGCACAGAUUACUGAAAGAACACAGCAGGCAAUCCUUAAAAAGCUGAGAGAAGCUGAACAUCACAAGCCGAGAACCAUUUGAUGGAAGAAAAGAAAAAGAAAAAGCUAGAAGAAGAGACAAAGAAGGAUACUGCUCAAAAAACGGUUACUGAACAGAAAACCAAAGUGCCAGACUCUGUUAAACCCAAUCCCAGCAUCCCUUCAAGCCCCAUUCUGACCCUGAACCUGCCUGUACCCUCUGCUGCCACCACCAGCAAUGGCAAGCGUAGCCCUUGUAAUUCCCUACAACAGCAGUUACCUCCAUUACAGCAGCCCAGUCCCCGAUAUGUGCCCAGAGAGGUUCCUCCACGCUUCCGACAGCAGGAGCAGAGGCAGCUACUGAAGAGGGGUCAACCUUUACCUACAGGCGUUCUGAACCCGACCUCUGCUUGCACUCAGUCCGGGGUCAUCUCCCCUCCCGAGACGCCCACCAGCAAAAGGCACACGGGACUUCCCCAUCAAAGUGGACUGGGAGCCCAGCAUGAGAAUUGUCUUUGGAGCAUCCCAGUCACAAAAAACAGCAGCAGCAACCAGGAUAAAGUGAACAUUAACUGUAACGACACAGACACUUGGCCUUCCAAUAUAUACGGCAAGAGCCACCAGACACCAGAAUGCACCUUGGACGCUGAACGCACAUCAGAGGUCGUCAGCAACAGUAGCAGCACUAUUAUGGCUACAGGAGCUAGCCAGCAGGGUCAUUACCCAAUCAGCAAAGCCAGCAUUAAUCUUUCUUCUAGUAUGGUCUCUAGUCAAAAUGGCCCUACCAGGGGCUGGGUCUCAGAGGGAAAGAUUGACUUGUCCAUGGGCAGUAGAGGGCAGUCCAGUUGGGGUGCCUCUAAUCUGAACCUGAAUCCCAGUGCCAACCCUGCUGCUUGGCCAGCUCUUGGACAUGAGGGGCCUGGGGUAGGUUCAGGCCCAAGUAGCAUGGUUUGCUCAAAUCAACUUUCGCUUAGUAUGUGUGGCCAAGGAGGAGUGGCACCACCACACGGCACCAAUGGAAAUGGUAGCAUUGGUUGUGUCAAUGGAAACCUUGUAGGGGACUGUGCAUGGGGCAACCCGGAUAUCCCAGAACAGCAUCAGUCACCAACAAAUAAAUCUUUCAACAUGAAACCUCCUAACCUUAAAACUGAUGGACCAAAUAACACUAAACCAGAGCCAAUGAGUCCAGUGAACAGCUGGAGAGGAAACCUCAGUCAGUCACCUACUGAGGCUGUCAGCGAAGAUGGAACUGCCUUCUGGGACAACAGAGAUGCCAAAAAUGGAGAAUCAAAGGACUCAGGCUGGGAUUCUGCAGGCGUCUCCUCUUGGGGGAAGGGAGGAGCUAGCAGUGGUAGCAGCUGGGGUGACUGGGGCAAACAACCAAGCACUGAAGGUACAGGAUGGGAUGCUAACGAUGGUCCUUCCCAGGAACAUAUGAGUUCCUGGGGUCCUGAUACCCCAGCAAGUGAGGGCAGCAGGGAUAGUAGUGAGGGCCACCCAAGAAGAAGAGAGAGGUCCUCAAGUGAUGAUUUGGCCCCUUUGCUCCCAAGGCAAGACUUGGACCCACGUGUCCUCUGCAACACAGGCUGGGGACAGACUCCAGUUCGCCAACACACUGUUUGGGAAAUGGAAGAAACUCCAGACAAAAAGAGUGGUGCAGGGACUGAGGUCUGGGGGUCUUCCUCCAACACACCCUCAAAUGGACCUGCACCACCUCCUCCUGGAUGUGCCAGUCCCAACCUCAGUGCACCUCCUAGAAUGGAGACGAGCAAGAGCGAGGGACCUUGCAGAUCCAUGCCAAAUUCAGGCUGGGGAGGAUCAGUCCCAGCCUCUGCCCAGCCUAACAGUGGAUGGGGGGAACCUCCUGCAAAUAAAAAGGUUCCAAAUGGAUCAGUAUGUGGCUGGGGUGAUCCUGUUGCUGAAGGUCCCAACACCAAUGGCUGUAAUGGCCAGUCUUGGGCUGAGGAAAAGUCCCCUAGCUGGGAUGAUGGUACUUCUCAGAAGAAAAUGCAAAGUUGGGGUGAUAGAACCAAAACUUCCUCAGGCUGGGGAGGUAGUGGCAGCGCAAAUAGUGGAGAGUGGGGUGACCCUACAGAAAUGCGGAAGAAUGGCUCUGGAAGUUCCUCUUGGGACCCUGACAACAGAAACUGGAAAGAAACCCAGAGAGGGUGGGGUAAAGCAGCACCAGCACAGGGUGGUAGUUGGGGUGAUGCUCAACAUUCCAAUGGUUCAGCCCAAGGUUGGGGUGGAAAACUUCAGGAGCCCACUUGUGGCAACGGUGGAACUGGAGGCAUAGGAUCAUGGGGCGGCCCAAAUUCUGUGAAACAGAGCAACUCUGGCUGGACGUCGGGAGGACGACAGGAUAUCGGAGAUGAGGCCACAGGCUGGGAGGAACCCUCUCCUUCCUCUAUUCGUCGCAAAAUGGAAAUUGAUGAUGGGACCUCCACCUGGGGUGACCCCAGUGCUUACAGCAAGAGUGUGAACAUGUGGGACAGGAAUAACUCCCAAAAUCAUCCAGGAACUAGCAACAGUGGCAACAGUAAUAGCCUCACUGGGCCAAACAACAACAGCAAUCAUCACCAACACCACAGCCAAGGUCCCACUCAGAACCAUGUCAGUGGUAGCAACAACAAUGGCUCACCCAGUCAAGGUGAAACUCCUCUCAGCAGAAUACCCAUGGUGAAUCCAGGCUGGGGAGACCUCCCUAAUGUACAGCCAAACACAGAAUCCUCUUCAUGGGGUGAGUCAGCCAAUUCCAACCCUUCUGUGGACAAUGGAACUUCAGCUUGGGGCCAGCCCUCUAGGGGCUGUGGGGGAUGGGGUGAAGGUGGCCAUGACUCCAGUGGACCUUACGGCAGAGGAAAUGCACCUGUUGGAUCAGGCUCCUGUCAGGAAGGUCCCAAAUCUAUGCAAGAUGGCUGGGGAUCAGGAGGGGAAGAGAUUGGCAUGAACAAUGGCCAAUGGGAUGCUGAUGAUGGUGACAUGUGGAACAGUCCUACAUCCCAAGACUCCUCUUGUAACUCCUGGGGUCAAUCCAAGAAGGGCCCACAAAGGGGCAAGGUCUCCAACAAGCAGGAUGAUGUUUGGAUUAUGACCAGACUUAUCAAGCAGCUUACAGAUAUGGGUUUUCCAAAGGAUCCUGCAGAAGAAGCCCUGAAGAGCAACAAUAUGAAUCUGGAUCAGGCCAUGAGCGCUUUGUUGGAGAAGAAAAAUGAACUGGACAAACGGGGGAUGGGCAUGUCAGACUACAGUAAUGGAAUGAAUAAGCCCAUAAUGUGCCGACCCACAAACCUCUCCAAAGACCCCUCACUGGAUCGUGCCCCCUUCCUGGACAAGGACGGUAGGCUGUCAGAUGAUGCUUCAACCUCACCGUUUAUGCCUUCUCCUGGCCUCAAGCUCCCACUGGCCAAUAGCAGCCUCCCUAGCCACGGAUUGGGUGGGGUCUCCUCCGGCCUUUCCAUGCAAAACUUGAACAACAGACAGAUGCAGAAUGGAAUGUUCGGCACUAACGGAGCAGCACAAACUCGGGUCAUGCAGCAGCAGGCCCCUCCCCCUCAGCCACCAGUGCCACCUCUUAGCUCCGCCCAGCCUAGUCUACGUGCUCAAGUGCCUCAGCUUCUCACCCCUCAGGUUCAAGCACAGCUCUUACAGUUUGCGGCAAAAAACAUUGGACUGAAUCCUGCACUUUUAACCUCACCAAUAAAUCCUCAACAAAUGACCUUGCUCUACCAACUACAACAGCUGCAGGUGGCGUAUCAGCGUUUGCAGAUUCAGCAGCAAAUGAUGCAGGCUCAGCGUAAUGUCUCUGGUCCCAUCAAACAACAAGAGCAGCAAGUUGCACGUACAAUCACAAACAUGCAGCAGCAGAUCCAGCAGCACCAGCGUCAGCUGGCCCAGGCUCUGCUUAUGAAACAGCAGCAGCCUCCACCUUCCUCUCAUACUGGCCUGCACCCAAACCUUGGAAAGGCAAGCCUGGACACUUUCACGGGUCACCCUCAGACUUCAGGCCUCUCCGUCUCAGACCUGCAGACCAAAGAGCAGCAGUCUUCUCCAAACUCCUUCAGCCCUUAUACACUCUCUGGUUUGAACCCGAACAUGAAUGUAAACUGUAUGGAGGUGGGAAGUCUAUCUCUCAAAGACCCCCCUCAGCCUCAAUCCCGGCUCUCACAGUGGACUCAUUCAAACUCCAUAGAUUCCCUGACAGCUAAUGCUCAGCACUUGGAGGCAAACCUCAAUAAGCACGGUUCAAUCUCUUCUGCUCAGUCCCAUGUGCCUGGAAAGAGCACCAUGGAAGAUACCUUCAGCCCAUACAAUCUGAUGUCAAGCUCUGAAUCCCCCACUAGCACCUUGGUGACUCCAGAGAGCUGGACACAGGGCAAAACUCCCAAUGAGAAAAUCUCUAGUAACUCCAAUAUCAGCUGGCCUCCAGAAUUCUGCCCUGGGGUGCCAUGGAAAGGUUUGCAGAACAUUGACCCCGAGAAUGACCCCAACAUGACCCCAGGAAGUGUUCCAAGUGGCCCCACCAUUAACACUAACAUACAGGAUGUGAAUCGCUACCUGUUACGGGACAGGACUGGAGGUAAACUCUUGGAAAUGAAGUCUACCUGGUCCCCUGGACCCAUCUCCCACACACAGGCCUCUUUAUCUCAUGAGUUAUGGAAGGUUUCCCCAGGGACACGCAACUCCAGUGCUCCCUCACGCCCCCCUCCAGGCCUGACCAACACCAAGCCCUCCUCCACCUGGGGAGGAAACUCUCUUGGCCUCAGCCAGGGCUGGACCAGCUCUUACUCUUCAGAAGGGGGAACUUGGAGCACUGACAGUCCCAACAGAGGAAGCAGCUGGCUGGUGCUGAGAAACCUCACUCCUCAGAUUGACGGCUCCACCCUGCGGACUCUGUGCAUGCAGCACGGCCCUCUCAUUACCUUCCAUCUGAACCUGACACAGGGCAAUGCUGUUGUACGUUACAGCUCCAAGGAGGAAGCUGCCAAAGCCCAAAAAUCCUUGCACAUGUGUGUGCUGGGUAACACUACCAUCCUGGCAGAGUUUGCCGGUGAAGACGAUGUGAACCGCUUCUUUGCACAGGGCCAGUCCCUCACCCCCACCACCAGCUGGCAGGCCAGCCCAGCACCAGGCUCCAAUCAACCUCGGCUGGGCAACCCUGCUGCCAGCCACCCCACAGGCCUCUGGAGCGGGGGUGGAGGAGGUGCCAAGACAGUCUGCAGUACUGGGAACAGCAGCAGUGGAAACGGAGGUGACCUGCUGUGGGGCGGUGUGCCACAGUACUCCAGUUUGUGGGCUCCCCCAAAUGGAGACGACACCAGGGUAAUCGGCAGCCCCAUCCCAAUUAACACUCUGCUCCCGGGAGACCUGCUGAGCGGAGAGAGCAUGUAGGAUGUAUCGGACAUCAUAAACCAACAAAGUCAAAAGACCUAAUGGAUCAAAACCCAAGCAAAUCAAUGUGGCGAUAAUCACUUUUUGUGGAGCUGUAAUGGAGGUUUAGGGUGAAACUAAGCUGCAAACCUCCCACUGCUGUUUAUUUGUCCUCUGGUUUUUACGUCAGACUCUUUGGUGUGUUCGUGGAUCUUGUUCUUAGUGUUCAAAGACCUUGAGAAGCAAGAAUCAAUAGAAGCAGAAGCCUUUUGAUGCUUUUUUUUAUUUCCAAAGGUUGUUUUUGCUCAAAAGUGUUGUUCAGGAGAAGCCAUCAACGAGGCAGCCAUCUGAAAGUGACCCAGGCACAGUGAGACCUCAUGACACCUUUCCCUAUAACGACACUGUUCUGAUGAUUGGAAUGAUCCUGGUACUUUUUUUUUUUUUUUGGUUUUAAACUUUGCAUAGUUUCUUCAGAACUUAUAUUAGCCGUAAGUGCUCUCUCUCCAGGUCCUCCUUAAAAAAUUUUAUUUUAUGAAACCAACAACAAAAAAAAAACUAAACAAACAAAAAAAAACUUUGUAUCUUGCACAGUUCUGUUUCUGAGCCAGCGAAUAGGCCAGAGCAAAUGAGAAGAACACUCCUAGCAGUGGCCUGUCAGCAUGACUAAUCGCCAAUGAUCUUUUUUUCUUUAGUUCUUUUAGUUUUACAAAAGGGAGCUGCACUGCUCUAUGAUUUCUAUUUACUCACGCCAUUUUUUUUUUUUUUUUUUUUUUUUUUUUUUUAAUGUGUAUGGUUAAAAAAAUAAGCUGAAUGUUAAGCUUUGAUGUAGAUGAAUGAAUGUCAUUGUGUCUGCUGGAACUUGACCAAGCAUCUGUGUGCGAGUACAUAACCACUGUUAAAAACUCUCAGUGGAGGCUUUUUAAUUAUACCUAAUGGACUUCAGUGCUGAAUCAAUCAGAACUUAUUCAGUUACUAUGUGAUUUAUCGAUCGGCCAUUUUUAUUGAGAUACAACCAAGACAAGAAACUCAUUCUGAUGCAUUGUGCAAUAGAAGCCAGAGACCCUUUCUUCCGUCCACACUGAAGCUUAUUGAAACUUAAGACUCCUUUUUUCUGAAGAUUUUUGAAGAAUUUAACCUUUGGACUCAUUUUCCCAACUUGCCUUUGUCUGUCUGGCUUGCUGGCUGUUCGGUAUUUGCGUGGAAAGGAGGAACUGUUAAUUGUGUUUGACGUCACUCCAUGCAGUUUUUAACUCGGCAUGUGUGGGAUUACACAGUCUCCAAGCCACUUCUUCACCAAACAGAAACGGAAUCCAGAGCAAAGACACAUGGCGCGGGAGUCAGGCACAAUACCAAAUACAAUGGGUUCCUCUUAAUGCAGUACAGGAUAAGAGACCCUUGCAUUUGGUACAAACAUAAAAGACAUCUACGCUUUCAAUGUCUCUUUUUAAAGGGGUAUUAUCAUAGCACUUAUUACAAGAGUUAUGCUCCUUCUGUGAAGCCAAUAAAUCAGAUAACGGAGCAUAUAGUAAAAAAAGAAAAAAAGGAAAAAAAAAAAACUAAAACUUCUUAUGGCAACUUUUAACUUUUUGUUUUUUGUUUUGUUUGUACCUUAUUGGUAUUCAAAAAAGCUUAUUCGUUUUUUCGUCCAUCUCUGUUCCAGAAACUUGAGUGCAGAGAAAAAGAAAAAAAAAAUCAGAAUGAAGGGAAGAACAAACUCUACAAUCAUACAAAAGUUGCAAUGUAUGUUUUUUGUGUCUGUACUUUUUCCCCCCCUCUCUAUCAAAGUGAAUGUCAUUGUUACACAAAUGAAAUAGUCAAAUGUCUUUAUCUGUCUGGAGGAGGCACCUCAGUUAGAUUGGAUUGAAAAGGAGGAUGUGUUAGUGCCUCAAUAUGGAAACUGAUAGGAGAAUGUUUGAUUCUCCAUCGCAACUCUCUCCGUGCACCUAUUACAAUGGAAUGCAAGACAAGGACAGCAAUGACAUCAUGAUAUGGACGUUGGCGUCAUCAUUUAUCAUUUUCGUCCUAUUUGUAUUAACUUUGGUACGGAUCUUCGAAUGUCCCCCCGUUCCUUUUCUGGAUAACAUCACACCUCUCACACGUCCUUACCAACUCCCUCCCUCGCGUGGUCUUGCAUGAUCUUUUCCGCUGGAGUUGAAGACUGAAUGGAAUCACCAGUGUUUUUUUCACAUUCUGUUGGUCUUUAACUGCCUGCAGUGCUCAUAUGCAGAUACACUUUAAAAGAGGUGCCUCUGUAUACCUGUCCUGUGUAACAAAUGCAACGAAGAUCGAUGGUGUGGGCCAUAUUUGUUUCGUUUCUGAUGUUAACAGUGUUCUUAGGUCAUUUAGAUUAGGGCCUCUUUUGUUGAUGUGCAUGUGUGUGUGCGUGUGACCUCACCCUGGGUGUCCCACCUCUAACUCAGCUGCUAACAUCCUCUUACUCUUGUGUGGCCUCGGUGAAGCCAACCCUGUUAUCGAGACAAGCCACCCGUACUUGAAAAGCCCUGUCCGAGCAGUGUUUCUGUGGACAGACUCUUUCUGCCACUGGCUCUUUAACUACAGCACGCUGUCACUAUGCAAAGUUAGAGAAGAAGGGCACGUAAUGUCCGCCCUGCGCCAAUCUGUGGCUUUGAAAGGAAGUUGGAAAUAUCUCACAGUCCUCCCGUAAUACUUUCUUACAUGCUCAAGGCCAUUGUCAUCCUUGUAAACUUAGAAUGUUUUCUGACAUUAAGCCAAUUACAAUUUUUGGAGGUCUGUGUGUUAAUUCUGCUGAAUUUGAUAAAUCUCAUUUCAAUACAAUCUCAGGGCACGACAAGAUGAACUAAAUUUAUGUUUAUGGAAAGAUGAUCGUUUUGAAGAUUUAUCAUUUGUAAGCGGUUUUACACAUUAAAUGAGGUGUGAAGCUUACAAAGCGUACAUUAAGAUUAUGAAAUGCAAGAGGAUAUUUAUCAGUGGGGCAAUAAAUUUAGGAGGGUGGCUAGUUUGGGUCUUCUCAAUCCUUUUGAACUGCAGAGCCAUCAGUAAAUGGGACCUGUGUAUCUUACCUCUCUGCUGCUGGUUGUGUUGAAUUCCCUUAUGGUCUCAUGUGCCAAUAUAUACAUAUAUAGAUAUAUGUACAGUACACUGUGGCAUCUCUGACUUCACAUCUUAAAUUCCAAUGUGUGUCGUUUUGUUGUAGAGCACUUCUGUUCGGAGGCACUUUGAUGAUUCUUGUGUGUUUGAGGUGGGAUUGGGUUUAAAGGGUUGAGGAUAUUCGUCAAAUAUAUUUGUCACCUCAUGCUGAUUAUUUGUGAUAAUCUCGUUGCUGUCAUUGGAAGAAUCCUUUAUAACAAGCAAGAACUUUAACAGCAUUGGGGAUUAUUGUGUGCUAAUAGCAUAUAGAUAAAUGAGUAAUCCCUGGUACUUUUUUUGAAUACCAAAAAUGUAAUAGCAUUUUAAUAUCUUUUUUUUUUUAUAAAAGUUUGACAAAAACACGUAAACAAUGAAGGAAAAAAAAAAGAUCUAUAACGUUUAAAAAUGCACUUCUUGCUGAUAUUAUCUCCUGUUUGCUGGUCACGAAGGUUGACAGCAAGCUGGAGUGCCUUUUGUGUAUGCUGUAAUAAUUGUUUGUUUGUAAAAAAUGAGGCCCUGAACUGUACAUUUCCAUCUCAGUCUCAGUUCAUUUUGGGCCUUAAUGCUGUAUAAACCUUUUUUUGUUUUCUUUUGGGAAAAGACAUUUCGACAGAUGUGUCUUAAGAUGCUAAAGUUGUUCAUUGACUUAUUUUUUUCUGUUUCUGGGUGGGGGUGGGGGGGAUCACUGUUGCCUGUGUAUGUAACUGCCUUGUUCCGAACUCAGUCGCAGCUGACUGACAGCGAACCACAAUGUGGCUGUAAUUCCAAACAGUCAAACAUCACAGGAAGUCUCUGGUGACACCAGCAUAGGUAGACUACAGCUAAGCAUUAUCCUGUAUAUUAUCAUGCUCAUUAUGUAUUAGAAUGCUAUCAGAUCUCUGAAUCCUUCCCUUUUGAAACUACUGGGUAAAAUAUAAUUUGAAAUAAGCAAUAGACCUUGAUCCUUACAGUGUGUCAUCUGAGAGAAUUUGCCUAAAGGAAAAAAAAAAAGUGAUCAAUGAUAGAUCUGAACCAAACAGUCUUACUGGAGUAGCAUGUUUAAAAUUAAAUGACACAGCACAUACAUGCAGUAUUUGUGUAUACCUUCAAUCAUUAUGUUGAAACCCAUAAUUAUGUUUCUCUAGGCAAAGAAUGGAAAAUCAUAAACAUAUCAAAAAAAAUAUCUUCACCGAUACUUGAAUUAAAGUGCGCCAAUUGUAAAAUGUGAACUUAUUUUUCUUAAAGUUUUGUUUCGGUCUGACAAUUUCAAGGUAUUUGAUAACAUGCUCACAAGGUUUAACAUUCUUCAUGAGAAAGAUAAAAAUUGCGAUGUUUAUAAAAAAAAGUUUGAAUGUGUUUGAAUGGUUCUGUAUGUGCGCUCUCUAAUCACUGCUUCUCGUCACGGGGCGACUGUCUGCAAUUAUGAUCCAUUUAGUAUGUUGUACUGUCUCUGUUAUUUUUAUGUGCGUUUUAAAAUUGUUCCAACAUGGUUACUAUCUAGCGUUGCACUGAGUGUCUUUCCCUUGCUCAGCUAUACUAAAAAAACUGAAAAUUGCAGGGGAGAUUAUGACAAUUCAUGUGUUAAUGUUUACUCAAGGACUUUAUGGAUUUUAUUUCAUCUUAAAAUGUUUAAAACCUGUAAAAUUGUAUCCUCAUAGUGGCUUUUAUUGUGGAGUAAUUCCCACAGGAGUUAUCAUUUCAAAGAGUGUUGCAUCAUUUCAAUUGCAUUAUUUAAAAAAAAAAAAAAAAAAAAAAAUUAAAUAAAAAUGUAAAAAACACACCAAAAAAAAUUGAAGAUAAAAACUGAAUUUUGGCCAUAGUGAGAAAGUUGGUAGAGAAGCAGUUACAUUCAUGGUUGAACAGUAAAGAUAACCAGAUGCUAGUUAGUGACAUUCUGACUCAUUUCAAAAGGUGCCUCUCUUUCAUUCUGUGAAAUUCUUUUUCUUUUCAGAUCUACCUACCGUUUACAAAUGGUUGAAUUGUCUGAAUUAGCAAAAACAUUAAAAAAAAAAAAAAAAAUUGAUUACAAGAAUGCAAGAACUUUUUACUAUUACAUCUUCCAUUAAAUAAAUGUGUAAAAAGAAAAAAAAAAAAAACCUUUUCAAAUGAAGACGUAUGCUACUUGCUGAACUCUGGGAUCGUUUCAGUGUUGCAUUGUAUUUUGCUUAUGAAUUACAUUAUUGUUGUUGGUUGAACUGAUGCCGAAAUGUCUUUAAAGUUUAAUUUCUGUAAAAGCAACAUGAUUCUGUCACUGUCUUGCACACUGACAAUGGACUUGGAUAUUUUCUCAGGAAGAUUAGGGGUCCAGAGUUCCAGUUCCACUGUUAUAAUGUUGAUUAUCAUGAGAAUUUAACAAAUCGAUUAAUGAAAGAGGAAAAAGGAUGUUGAUAGAAAUCCAGCUCUGAGCACUGAAGGUUAUGGAUUUAAAAAUGUCUUUUUGAAUUUUAAUCCGUAGCAGACACACAUUUACCAAAUAUUAGAUUUGUAGUGAACCUAUGCGUUAUAUUUCUUGAAGUGGAGUACUUUCCAUUUGAAAUAUGUUUGUUUGUAUCUAUCGCUUUAUGUACAAAUACAGUUUUGUUUAUUGGUUAGGUUGUGGAAGGACCUACCACUGUUUGAUUUUACCUUGCCUGAUGUAUCUCAACGAGGUCCAGUAAAAGAUGCUUGAUAUUCCAUCCUCUUGUCUUUACUUGUUUUAAAAAAUCAGUAGAGGCCUGUAUGCAAAGGCCUGUGAAUUGUAGAUCAACACAGAACUUGAACUCUUACCAGAUUUUCGUAGUUUUUGAGUGCGGGAUGAAAAUACUCCAAGUGAAUUCUCCAUCUAGGUUUUAAAACUAGAUGCAGAACCAAGAUGUUGUGAAAGGAUUAAGAAUCUAUGCACAAGUUUGAGGGGACAGUAUGUCCAGACAUGCUAUUCUUACAUAGAUACAAGGAUCUUUUUAGUAGGGUGGGGUGGGGGGUUGUACACCUGUUUCAAGUUUCUUUGUACAAGUUUUGAUUUGAAUCAGCAGAUUAAGGUUCAUAACCAAUGCUCUGUGUCUCUCAACCAGGGAGCAUCAUCCACCUAGCACUGUGGGUUUAUGCAAAUCUCUGACAUUCUGGUGUUUAAAUGAAUGAUGCGUUGUGAAAGGGAAUUUAACUGUUUCUCUUUAUUGUUCAGAUAUUAAGAACAUGACUGUACUGAGAUUUAACCUUGUUGCUGGCUUUUUAAUGUUUUUUUUUUUUUUUUCCUGUUACCUUUAAAAGGACAGUUGACACAAAAAUGAAAAUCCUGUCAUGUUUUACUAACCCUCAAGUUGUUCCAAAUCUGAGUUUCUUUCUUCUGGUAAAUACAAAAGAAGAUAUUUCACAAAAUGUUGGGAACUUAACAGUUGCUGGUAGCCAUUGACUUCCAUAGUUUUUUUUUUU